Schizosaccharomyces osmophilus is the source of this 1950-nucleotide messenger RNA. Its product is annotated as ATP-dependent RNA helicase, spliceosomal Dhx35. Gene Ontology annotation, biological process: spliceosomal complex disassembly. Gene Ontology annotation, cellular component: intracellular anatomical structure; catalytic step 2 spliceosome. NCBI's taxonomy places the organism in Eukaryota, Fungi, Ascomycota, Schizosaccharomycetes, Schizosaccharomycetales, Schizosaccharomycetaceae. The transcript is spliced from 9 exons. Bases 1 to 1950 code for a protein of 649 amino acids. Gene Ontology annotation, molecular function: ATP binding; RNA binding. The record is from RefSeq and is a predicted model, not a curated record.
AUGGAGGAUGAAUUCGCCAUUCAGUCAUUUAAACCUGCUCUCAGUACCAAUCUAGCAUUUCAGAAAAAGCUAUUACCAAUAUUUAAAUAUCGAGAACCACUUUUGUAUGCCAUUGAGACCUUCCAAGUCACGCUCUUGCAUGGGCACACUGGAUGUGGAAAGACAACUCAACUGCCUCAGUAUUUGUACGAAACUGGCUGGACGAAAGAAGGAAAAAUAAUUGGGUGUACACAGCCGAGAAGAUUGGUUGCUAGAAGUGUUGCAACUCGCGUCUCAGAAGAACUGAAUACAGAAGUUGGGAAAGCGUGUGGGUAUAAGAUUCAGUUUGAGCACAAUGUAUCCGAUGAGACGAAAAUUGAGUAUAUGACUGAUGGCAGUCUGCUAAAAGAAAUCCUUACGGACCCUCUUUUACAGCGCUUUUCGGUUAUUAUGAUCGACGAAGUACACGAGCGAACUGUUAAUAUAGACCUUCUCUUGGGAAUACUGAAAAGGAUUCUUUUAAAGCGCCCUGAUUUGAGAGUGAUCCUUGCUAGUGCUUCCGCGAACAUACAGAGUUUAAAUGAUUUUUUUUACGAAAGAGGUAAAAUUGAUACGAAAAUUAUUUCAAUUGAAGGGAAGUUAUUUCCCGUCGAUGUGAUGUACCUUGAAAAUCCUACGGAAAACUAUGUGAACAUGGCAAUUGAGACGGUGUUGAAUAUAAAUUCCUCGUAUCCUUCAGGCGAUAUUUUGGUAUUUCUCACAGAUCGAAGAGAGAUUGAUGAUUGUGUAAAACGUAUUGAGGCUUUGUCUAUAACAACGCCAGAGGACUUGCCAAUGCUUGUACCAUUGCCUUUGUAUUCGGGUCUAACAUUGGACGAGCAGUUACGUGUUUUUGACAUCUACGAAAAGAGAUUUAGAAAAGUUAUUUUUUCUACAAACAUUGCUGAAGCAAGUGUGACCAUUGAUGGAAUUGUUUAUGUUGUAGACUGUGGCUUGUGCAAGCUCCGAAUCUUUAAUCCUUACAGCAGAAUUACAAAACUAAUUCGCGUUCCGAUUUCAAAAUCUAAUGCAGUUCAAAGAACUGGAAGGGCAGGAAGGACCAAUCCUGGAAAAUGUUUUCGGUUGUUCCCCAAGAAUGUCUAUGAUUCCUUAAAAGAUGAAAGCGAUGCUGAAAUAAGUCAUGCUGAUAUGUUGCCAGUUGUGUUGUUCCUAAAAGCGAUUGGUUUAAGAAACAUAUACCAAUUUCCAUUUUAUAUUCCCCCUCCGACAAUACAUAUCAUUGCGGCUUUAGAGGAUUUGUACUUUUUAGGAGCUAUCGAUGAUCACUCAAGUUUAACCGACCCUAUUGGGUUCCAAAUGGUGGAGUUGCCCUUAGAUGCAAGAUUAUCAAAAGCGCUCCUCUCGUCUGCUAGUUAUGACUGUACUAAUGCAAUGUUAAAUAUUGUAUCUGUUGUGAUGGCAGGGGAUGUCUUCUAUCGUCCUUCUAGUAAUCACCACGAAGCUACUGCUUGUCAUGCAACAUUUAUUACUGAAGAAGGUGAUAUUCUAACUGGUUUAAAUGUCUUGGAAUCGUUUUUAAAUCGAAAGAAAGAUAUGAAAUGGUGCAAGACAAAUUUCUUGAAUUAUAAUACUUUGAGUCAUGCUAGUGAGAUUCGAAAGCACAUCCUUCCCUACUUGCAACGCUUUCGCAUUUCUUCAGAAAAGAGGUUGACAGAUGCGGAUUCCUCAAAAAUGAUAGAAUGUAUUUUACAAGGAUUCUUUCGGAAUGUGGCACAUUUACAGGAUGACGGAUCUUAUAAAACAAUCUCAGGAUCACCAGUUUGGGUUGAUCAGAAAAGUACAAUGAACAACAAAAGCAUACCUUGGAUUAUGUUUACUUCAAUGGUUCAAUAUGAAGAUCGAACAUUUAUUAAUGGGAUUUCAAAAAUUGAAAGUAAAUGGUUAGAGCAUUUUUAUAAUAGAAGAAAAUAA